Messenger RNA from Eleginops maclovinus (Patagonian blennie), 1044 nucleotides. RefSeq names its product trypsin-2-like. Gene Ontology annotation, biological process: proteolysis. Bases 112 to 858 code for a protein of 248 amino acids. The transcript has 5 exons. NCBI's taxonomy places the organism in Eukaryota, Metazoa, Chordata, Actinopteri, Perciformes, Eleginopidae. Gene Ontology annotation, molecular function: serine-type endopeptidase activity. The record is from RefSeq and is a predicted model, not a curated record.
UGGAGGUAUGGAGAAGGAGGGGGUUUAUUGAAAGCUAGAGAGGAGUUUACGUAUAAAUGCCGUGAGAGACAGAUGAUUUACCUCCAGUCUGGUCGCAGGAAGGCUUGAGUAAUGAUGAUUGGCCUGAUUGUUCUCGCACUCCUGGGCGCUGCAGCUGCAGCACCUAUGGAUGACAAGAUUGUGGGUGGCUACCAGUGUACGGCCCACUCUCAGCCCUGGCAGGUGUCUAUCAAUAUCGGCUACCACUACUGCGGCGGCUCCCUCAUCAACGAACAGUGGAUCGUCUCUGCUGCCCACUGCUGGCAAAACCCUUAUACACAGCUUGCCAUUUUGGGUGACAACCACAUCUGGAUGAACGAAGGCACGGAGCAGUACAUGAACGUGGACGCCAUCUACUGGCAUCAGAGCUAUGACUACCAGACCCUGGACUACGACAUCAUGCUGUUGAAGCUGGCGCACCCCGUCACCGUGAACGAGUACGUGAAGCCGGUCGCUCUGCCCAAAGCCUGCCCUGCACCCGGGGACAUGUGCACGGUGUCCGGAUGGGGAAACAUCUACACUGACCAAGUGUUCAACCCGUUUUACCUCCAGUGUGUGGAGGUCCCCAUCCUUUCCCACAAGGACUGUGAUGGCUCCUACCCCGGCAUGAUCACUGACCGCAUGGUGUGCGCCGGAUACCUGGAGGGAGGCAAGGAUGCUUGUCAGGGUGACUCUGGUGGUCCUCUGGUGUGUAACGGCGAGCUGCAGGGUAUCGUGUCCUGGGGCCAGGGCUGCGCUCAACCCAACUACCCGGGCGUGUACACCAAAGUCUGCUCUCUUAUGCCCUGGAUCAUCGAUACUCUCUUUGCAUACUCCUAGGCUGUGAUCUCCCAUCACAGAACUACAGGAGAGGAGGAGAUUGAAAUUGAAGGAGACAGGAGGCAGCGGUGGGAAGUGUCAAAGAGAAAGGCAGCGGGAGAGAGGCUGAGAGGGAGACACAAGGAGAAAGAAAACAAGAUGCGAGAUGUGAGAUGUCAGGGCUCAAUCAAUAAAAGAUUUAACAUU